Molecule: messenger RNA, 2487 nt
Organism: Cajanus cajan (pigeon pea)
Lineage: Eukaryota; Viridiplantae; Streptophyta; Magnoliopsida; Fabales; Fabaceae
Product: NAC domain-containing protein 17
Biological process (GO): regulation of DNA-templated transcription
Molecular function (GO): DNA binding
Source: RefSeq, a predicted model, not a curated record
CACAACACUAUCCCUAACCAAAACCAUAACCCCUCACAAUUUUCCCCAUUCACGCGUUUCCUUCAAUAUUUUCUCUCCGAUUAGGUUUUUUAUCCCCUGACUCGGUCUUCGAAUCCUCUUACACAGAGGUUCGAUUUGUACUACGUAGUUGUGGGAUUUUUGCUUCGCCACUAGUUGAUUCCUAAAAUUGUUGUUUCAUUUCCCUUUCCCCUAAUUUGAUUUCUCUAGUUAGGGUUUUGAUUGAUCGCCGGUUUCGAAUACCCAGAGGCUCGCCGUGUCAUAUUGUUGGCAGUUUUCGGUUAAGGUUGAAAAAGUUUGAUUUUUUGGUGUUGGUUGGUUGAGGGUUGUUUGGUUUUUCCUUGCGAUCGAGAAUGGGUGAAGCUUCGGAAGCUGGUUCCACUGACUGUUUCAGUCAGAUGAUGUCGUCGAUGCCAGGUUUUCGCUUCCAUCCCACGGAUGAGGAGUUGGUUAUGUACUAUCUGAAGCGGAAGAUUUGUGGGAAGAGGCUUAAGCUCGACGUGAUUCGUGUAACCGAUGUUUAUAAGUGGGAUCCUGACGAUUUGCCUGGGCAAUCUAUACUGAAAACUGGAGAUAGGCAAUGGUUCUUUUUCUGUCACAGAGAUAGGAAGUAUCCUAAUGGUGGAAGGUCCAACCGAGCAACCAGACAUGGGUACUGGAAAGCCACAGGAAAGGAUCGUAAUGUGGUAUGCAAUUCUAGGACAGUUGGAGUGAAAAAGACACUGGUUUUCUAUGUAGGCAGAGCUCCUAGUGGUGAGAGGACUGAUUGGGUUAUGCAUGAAUACACCAUGGAUGAAGGGGAGCUUAAGAGAUGCCAAGGUGUUAAGGACUAUUAUGCACUUUACAAGGUUUACAAGAAAAGUGGACCUGGUCCUAAAAAUGGGGAACAGUAUGGUGCACCAUUCAAUGAAGAAGAGUGGGCAGAUGAUGACAUAGUAGAUUUUAAUGAUAACAAAUCUGAUCAGGUGGCUCCAAAUGAUGUUCCUGGGGAUUAUAGUGCACUGCAGCCUUUGCUUGAUGAUGAAAUUGGUGACAUCAUUAGAGAAAUCUUGGAUGAUGAGCUUGUCCUUGAGCCUCAGCAUCUGAAUGGUUAUCCCGACUUUCCUCAGGUUGUUACAGAAGAAACGCAAAGUACCAUUGCGGAUCAGUUCUCUGAGGAUGUCGUGUUCCCUGAGCAAAUCAGUAUCUUUCAUCCUAACAGUCAGUUUUUUGAUGCACAGCCCAGCUUUGACUUCAAUCAGGCAGUUACUUCUCAGUUACAUGUUUCUGAAGCAUCUGAGGUCUCUUCUGUUUCCAACAUUAAAACAAAGGGGCUUGACUUCCAUGAGGAUGGCUUCUUGGAAAUUGAUGAUCUCAAUGAUACUGAACCUACACUGUCAAAUUUGGAAAAACCUAUGGAGUACCAGCAGUUUGAAGAUGGGUUAAGUGAACUUGAUCUGUAUCAAGAUGCUGAGAUGUUUCUUCGUGACUUGGGGCCAAUUAUUCAUGAAACAGAUUCACAUGCAUAUUCAAAUGCUCUUGUCAGCAGCAAUUUUGAAAGUCAAAAUUGCCAGUUGCUGCCCAAUCUGGAGGAUGCUAAUCAAACUGUUAGUGAGUUCUGGAUGCAUGGUGAAAGAAACACCCAGAGUCAGUCAGAAGGCUUUGUUGAUUCGUUCUCCCUAUCAUCCCCAGGUGUUGUAUAUGAAUCUGUCAGCUUUCCUACGGAAGGCAAUAACAAUCAAAGUAGCACCUUGGAAGAUGUUGCUACAAGUAGCUUCUCCUCUGCUCUCUGGGCUUUUGUUGAGUCAAUACCUACUACUCCUGCAUCAGCUGCUGAAAGUGCUUUGGUGAACCGAGCUUUGAAUCGAAUGUCUAGCUUCAGCAGGCUGAAGAUCAAGCAUACAAACAUUGCUGCAGGUAAAGACACUGCAACUAUGAAGAGAGCAGGCAGAAAGGGACUUCAAUUCCUUUUCUUCCCGAUUCUUAUUGCUUUAUGUGCUUUCUUGUGGAUUUUUAUCGGAAACUUAAGACUAUUAGGGAGAUGUAUCUCUCCUUGAAUAUAUUAAUAUAUAUGUAUAAAUCAAAAGUUUUGCUGCUAGGUAUAUUUUGUCAGGGAUCUCCCAGAAUGACUGUUGUCUGGGAUCUCCCAAGAAUUGCCAAACAGUGCUGUUCUAACAUAUUCUGAAAAUAAAAAAAAAAAUCUUUGUGAAUAUUGAAGGCAAUAUAAUAUAAGGCUUAGGGUAUGCCUUACGUGCCUUAAUUCAAGAGAAGGCGCUGUAAAGGAAUUUAAAUGGCUAACUGUGGUAACGUAAUUCUCAACAAUGUUACCGAGUUUUUAAAAUCGUCUAAUCAUAUUUUUGUAAUAGUUUAUUUGGUUUGUUUUUUUGGGUUCCUAUGUAAUAUAUUGUGCAUGGAGAUUGAUUGUACAUGGCUAAGAUCUCAUUUUGUGGAAUAUUUCUUGUAUUUAUAAUGAUCUUUUGUUGGUGGUAA